Molecule: messenger RNA, 2500 nt
Organism: Jaculus jaculus (lesser Egyptian jerboa)
Lineage: Eukaryota; Metazoa; Chordata; Mammalia; Rodentia; Dipodidae
Gene: Prss23
Product: serine protease 23
Exons: 2
Coding region: 83-1234 (383 amino acids)
Biological process (GO): proteolysis
Molecular function (GO): serine-type endopeptidase activity
Source: RefSeq, a predicted model, not a curated record
GCGCGGGCUCCGGGCGCCCACACCUGUGUGAGCCGGCGGCGGCCGCGGCCCGGGCGGGCUGCUCCACGCGGAGGUGCUCAGCAUGGCAGGGAUGCCAGGACUCCUCAUCUUCCUCCUCCUCCUGCUCUGCACUGUCGGGCAGGUGAGUCCCUACAGUGCCCCGCUGAAACCUACUUGGCCAGCUUACCGCCUCCCUGUUGUCUUGCCUCAGUCUACUCUCAACUUAGCCAAGCCAGAUUUUGGAGCCAAAGCCAAAUUGGAGGUAUCGUCCUCCUGUGGACCCCAGUGUCACAAGGGAGCACCGCUGCCCACCUAUGAAGAGGCCAAGCAGUACCUGUCCUAUGAAACACUCUAUGCCAAUGGCAGCCGCACAGAGACCCAGGUGGGCAUCUACAUCCUCAGCAAUGGCCAAAGAGGAGCUCAACACCGAGACUCGGAGGCCCCGGGAAAGUCUCGGCGGAAGCGACAGAUUUAUGGCUACGACAGCAGGUUCAGUAUCUUUGGGAAAGACUUUCUGCUCAACUACCCUUUCUCCACAUCAGUGAAGUUGUCAACAGGCUGUACUGGGACCCUGGUGGCAGAGAAACAUGUUCUCACAGCUGCCCACUGCAUACAUGAUGGGAAGACUUACGUGAAGGGAACACAAAAACUCCGAGUGGGCUUCCUGAAGCCCAAGUAUAAAGACGGUGGUCGAGAGGCCAACAGCUCAAGCCCAGCCAUGCCGGAGAAGAUGAAAUUUCAGUGGAUCCGAGUGAAACGCACCCACGUACCCAAAGGCUGGAUCAAGGGCAAUGCCAAUGACAUCGGCAUGGAUUAUGACUACGCCCUCCUGGAACUCAAGAAACCCCACAAGAGAAAGUUCAUGAAGAUUGGGGUGAGCCCUCCUGCUAAACAGCUGCCAGGGGGCAGGAUCCACUUUUCUGGCUAUGACAACGAUCGGCCGGGCAAUUUGGUGUACCGCUUCUGCGAUGUCAAAGACGAGACGUACGACCUGCUCUACCAGCAGUGUGAUGCUCAGCCCGGGGCCAGCGGGUCGGGAGUCUACGUGAGGAUGUGGAAGAGACAGCAGCAGAAGUGGGAGAGAAAAAUUAUUGGCAUCUUUUCAGGGCACCAGUGGGUGGACAUGAAUGGUUCUCCACAGGAUUUCAACGUGGCUGUUAGAAUCACCCCUCUCAAAUAUGCCCAGAUUUGCUACUGGAUUAAAGGAAACUACCUGGAUUGCAGGGAGGGGUGACACAAUGUUCCUUCUUGACAGCACUUACUGGUCUUCUUGUAAGAAAGGCCAAACUGUGUGUGUGUGUGUGUGUGUGUGUGUGUGUGUGUGUCAUGUGGCAUAUUCUAUUCUUUACUUAAUUUCUUACAAUUUUAAAAUGACUGGCUUUAUUUGAAAACUGAUGUGUAUAUCAUAUCAUUUAAGCAGUUUGAAAUCAUAUUUUUACAUAUAUAAAAUACUGAUGUUUAGGGAAAUAGGAAUAUUUGGUAAUUAAGUUAAACCUCCACUCAUUUGAGAACUUUGAUUUUUACUUCAUUGACACUUCAAAGGUUUAUAUGAAAUAUGUGACAUGCAGGGGAUAUAGAUUCUUAUAUUUGUGUAUGUAUGUUUAUUCUUCUGAGAUUUCUAACUUGAUAUUUUUAUAAGGCUGGCUAUUGAUGCUUCCAAAUGGUAGUAUAACUGUGAGGAAUGAUCACAACCCUCCAAUAUGCAGUUGCAGUAUUUUGGAUUUGGAGGCAUUUUCAUAGCGGUCCUUGGACAAUUAAAUAAUUUAUUGGCUAAAUCAAUAUAUGAUGCACAGAUUAAACCAUAUCUUAGAGUAAACCAGUGCCCAAAGCUGCUUUCAAUUUGAAAAUAAAUGUUUCUUUUCCAAAAACUGUUGCUCUAUUUUAUGAGAAGUCUGAUUGUGGCUCUGGCAACUUUACAGUCACACCAGAGUCAGCAAGAUCAUUCAUCUCAUCCCUUCCACUGAGCAGGAUCUCACUCACAUUGCUCGAGCUAGCAGUUUCUCAAAAGACAAUCAUCAUGGCCUCAUUAGUACAGGCUAUAUUUCUUCUCAACUCACAGUUAUUGUCACAAUAAAAGCAAUCAUUUUACCUCCAGAGUGCAACACAUCUCAUGUCUUACCAUCGGGAUGGGUAAUGCAAAAUGGAUUAAAUUCUGGAAAACAAUGGGUGCAUUACUCAGAAGAUGUCACAACAGAAUAACCACAUUUCUGAAGCCUGACACUGUCACAUAGCAGAAUGAAAAAUUCUCCUGCAUAGUUUUCAACAUGUUUUUGGAUAGCUGUGGGCUUAUUCAAUUUGCAAGCUGUGCUGUCUUACUGUACUUUUUAGAGUAAAAAUGCUGGGAAGUUGCAUUAAGACAAACAUGUAUGACUUUUUCCCCAAGCUUUAAACUUUUCUAGAAUGCUCUAGGCUAUAGAUAUAAUCAGAUACAACAGUAAACAGACAAAAGGAAUGAAAACAAGUCAAAAUCUGCACCUCAAUAAAUGUCUUUUAAACAUGA